ACCCGUCCCACCAGCACGCGCGACGCGAGAAGACGAGACGAGAGAGAUAGAUAGCAGAGAGGAAAAAGGGAAAAAAGAAAACCCAACCCACAGCCAUCGUCGAUACAAACGGAGGCGACGAGGCAGAGGCGCCGCCGCAGCCACGCGCGGCCGCCGUCCCGCCCGCUCCCAAUUCGGCGCCCCGAUCGCCGGAUCUCCUCGCCGGCGCCGCUGCCGGCAGCCCGGCCCCCCUACCGAUCGGCCCCUCCCCAUGCCCUUGCCCCUCCGCAGGUUUCCUCGCGCGGGAGCAGGCGGGUGGCGGCCAUGGCGGACCUCGCUUCGACCUGCAAGGAUAAACUUGCAUACUUUAGAAUAAAGGAGCUCAAAGAUAUCUUGAAUCAGCUGGGGUUGCCGAAGCAGGGAAAGAAGCAGGACCUAGUCGACAGGGUAUUGGCUCUGUUAUCAGAUGAGCAAGGUCAACGCCAUCAUGGAUGGGGGAGAAAAAAUGCUCUUACAAGGGAGGCGGUGGCAAAAGUUGUUGAUGAUACAUACAGGAAAAUGCAAGUUCAAUGUGCUCCUGAUCUAGCCUCUAGGAGCCACAGCGGAUCAGAUUUCAGUCAUUUCAGGCCCAAAGAGGAAGCCACUGACUAUUAUCAUGUGGAGACUAAGGUCCGCUGCCUUUGUAGUAGCACCAUGCUAAAUGACAAUAUGAUCAAGUGUGAGGAUGCCAAAUGCCAAGUGUGGCAGCACAUGACCUGCGUACUCAUUCCAGAUAAGCCCACAGAGGGUGUUAACCCUGAAGUUCCGCCUCAUUUUUAUUGUGAAUUGUGCCGACUGAACCGGGCAGACCCGUUUUGGGUGAAUACAGGAAAUCCUUUGCCCCCUGUGAAAUUCAUGUCAUCUGGUGUUGGAAAUGAUGGAACAAGUGUAUCUCAAAGUGUGGAGAAGACCUUCCAGCUUUCUCGAGCAGAUAGAGAAACAGUACAGAGACCAGAAUAUGAGCUUCAGGUUUGGUGCAUUCUUAUAAAUGACAAAGUCCAAUUCAGGAUGCAAUGGCCUCAAUAUGCAGAAUUGCAAGUGAAUGGUAUUCCUGUACGAGUAGUGACCAGACCUGGUUCUCAGUUACUAGGGAUAAAUGGACGGGAUGAUGGGCCACUGGUAACGACGUGCAGUAGAGAAGGAAUCAAUAAAAUUAGCUUAUCAAGAGUUGAUACUCGAACAUUUUGCUUUGGAGUCCGAAUUGUUAGGAGGAGGACCGUUGCUCAGGUAUUAGACAUGAUCCCAAAAGAAGGUGAAGGGGAGUCUUUUGUGGAUGCUCUUGCUCGUGUUCGACGCUGUCUUGGAGGUGGAGGGGCUACAGAUAAUGCUGAUAGUGACAGCGAUUUGGAAGUGGUUACUGAAUCUGUUACAGUCAACCUUCGUUGUCCUAAUAGUGGAUCCAGAAUGAGGAUUGCUGGAAGGUUCAAGUCUUGUGUUCACAUGGGUUGUUUUGAUCUUGAAACCUUUGUGGAAUUGAAUCAACGCUCCCGCAAGUGGCAAUGUCCAAUAUGUUUAAAGAAUUACUCUCUUGAGAACUUGAUGAUUGAUCCUUAUUUCAAUCGGAUUACUUCUUUGUUGCGCAAUUGCAGUGAAGAUGUGAAUGAGCUUGAUGUUAAACCUGAUGGAUCAUGGCGUGUGAAGGGUGAUGCUGCCACCAGAGAGCUAUCUCAGUGGCAUAUGCCUGAUGGCACACUUUGUGACUUAAAGGAAGAUACAAACCUUGGUGCAAAAAAUCUGAAUCAAGUCAAGAUAGAGGGUACUUCUGAUGGACAUAGAAGUUUGAAACUUGGAAUCAAAAGAAAUCCUAAUGGCAUAUGGCAAGUUAGCAGUAAGGCAGAUGACAAGAAACCUUCUAUGGUUGGAAAUCACAUCCAGAACAACAAUGGGUUUCAAGCACCUAACACUCUGCCUAUGAUCAGUAGCCCCACCGGGAGUUACAGAGAUGGAGAAGACGCAAGUGUGAACCAAGAAGGGGGUGGUACUCAAUUUGAUAUAUCAUUGAACCAAGAGUUUGACAGUUUUGCCCGUAACUUUGGUCAGACAUACAAUACAGAGGAUAGGCAGCAGCAGCAGCAGCAGCAGCAGCAGCAACAUAAUGCUGCAGAUGUCAUUGUUCUUAGUGAUUCUGAUGAAGAAAACGACACGAUUGUUCAACCGCCAGCUGUCUUUGACAAUACUGCUACAGAUGGCAACAAUUUUCCUUUCGCCACUAGUGGUGCUGCAUCUGGAUAUCCUGAAAGAUACCAGGAGGAUGCUGGUGUUGGCACAAGUGGCCUUGGUUUAUUAAGUAACAAUGCUGGUGAUUUUGAGAUAAAUAACUGGCAAAUGCAUUCAUAUCCUCAACCAGAGCAAGGAUUCCAGUUUUUUGGGACUGAUGUUGCCAAUCCUUUUGUUACUUCACAUAAUUCGUUUAAUAUUACACCAGAUGACUAUUCUCUUGAUUGUAAUGUUGGCAUAGAGGAACCCUCAGCAGCUCACGAUAUUUCAAUUUACCGGAACAGUAAUGACAUGCAUGGAAGCUUGGUUGAUAACCCAUUGGCUUUAGCUGGCGAUGAUCCGUCUUUGCAAAUUUUAUUUCCAAGUCAACCUUCCACUGUUUCCCUUCAGGAAGAAUUGAACGAGCGUGCUAAUGCUCCAAAUGGUGUCCACCCUGAUGAUUGGAGGAUCUCUCUUACACUAGCGGCAGGUGGAGACGGUAAUGAAGAGUCUGCAAGUGUUGAUGGUCUGCAAUCACAGCCAAAACUGCCAUCAAAAGAGGCAGGGGUCGAACCUUUAAUUGAUGCUGCCCGACAACCAUUUUCAGGAUCAUCAUGGUCAACUUUUGAAGGCAGACAUCUUAGGUCGUAUUUUUUUCCUAGAAGAUGUGCAAAGUCUGAUAUUUUAAAAAAGCCCCAGAAUAUAUUUAAUUCCCUGGACACUAAUAACUGGGCAAGAAUUUUAGCAACUUAUGCUGAGUGGCCCUGCCCUCCUGUACUUGGCAUCACCCUGAAAUGAAAUUAAGUUAUACUGAAUUUCUGAAGAUUUUCUAUUUGUUACCAACUUAUAAUUCUUUAGCAUGUGGGCCUGUAUUAUCUGUUGGUUGGAGAACUUAAGAGUUUUCUAUGUUUGCUUUUAAAGCAUGUUUAAUGAUUCAAUAAUGACUAGAGUAGCAAGAACAAUCUAGUUUUAAUGGGCUUAAGCUGAAUUUGUGGCAUAAAUUGAACAUGAUAUUUUGAGUUUUUGACCUUCUAGCUUAUAGCUGUUUGUGUCCUCACCUUUACCAGUAUACAUGACACAGCCCUCAACAAACUAUUCAUGUAAUUUGUUUUCUGGUUGAUGUUACUGUUGAAACAUUUUUUGUUCUUGAUUGCAGCCUCUGCUCUCCCAAGCACGAACAAUGACAGAUGCAAUGGAGUGAGUCUAAAUCCGAGAAGGAUCGAAAAUAUAUUUUCUCAUCCUCGGCAACCGCGGUCUGUUAGGCCUCGCCUGUGUUUAUCAUUAGAUACUGAUUCGGAGUAGCUUGGGCAUCACAUUGGAAUCUCCGAGUUCGCUAUUAAUUUGGCAAAGUUGGCAUAAUCUUGAUUUUUACUUUGGAGGGCUAUCAGGUUGGUUGAUACAAGGAGACACCAGUGCAGAUGCUUUGUUGCUUCAACCUGGUGUGAGCCAAGUGUUUUGUAUGAUCCAAGUGGGAUCUGCAUAGAGUUCAUCUGAUGGUUGGUACAGGAUAUUUUCUAACUGGAAGUGAAGGCUUAAUGUGGCUAGCGGAGCAGGUUGUACAUUUUUCCUGACAUUUACUGGGUAUAAGGAAUAGGGGGGCCAUCACUUGGCGAAGGACAAAUACAUGUGAAUGCUUGUGUGUACCAUCAUUGUAUUUAGGGUUUGGGUGCUAAUUUAGAUUGUUUGUUACCCUGAUGUUUGAUGGAAAAUAAAUUAUUCCUUGAAGUGGCGGUCAAUAACCAGAGCCCUUCACUUUUGAUUUGGAGCAGCUGACCAUUCA
Panicum virgatum (switchgrass) is the source of this 3994-nucleotide messenger RNA. Its product is annotated as E3 SUMO-protein ligase SIZ1-like. The transcript has 17 exons. NCBI's taxonomy places the organism in Eukaryota, Viridiplantae, Streptophyta, Magnoliopsida, Poales, Poaceae. Bases 304 to 3012 code for a protein of 902 amino acids. Gene Ontology annotation, biological process: protein sumoylation. Gene Ontology annotation, molecular function: zinc ion binding; SUMO ligase activity. The record is from RefSeq and is a predicted model, not a curated record.